GACGCAGCAGCUAUAAGCGACGUCAUGUUCUUUGCCUGUCGGCGGACGCCUCAAAACAAAUCUACCGUUGCAGAUAAAAAAGUUACUUUUUAUAGCAUCGAUUAAACGUUGUUUUAAUUGCACAAUUAACAGAUGCUUCGGGACAAGAACGCAUCGCGCACUCGCCGGGCGAUCGGAGACCGGCCGGAUCCAUCUGUUGGUGGUGUUGGGUGUCGCCCAUCGAUCGAGUCGCCUUCGUUGAUUUGGAUCACAAGGCAGCUCAGACGUCGCCUUCGCAGCAGCCCUGUCGGUCGUUCUUCCGCAGUUGAUCGGUCCUUUUUUACUCCGCUUCGCCCUUUCCAACUCCAAAGUCAUCUUUUUUUCGCCGCCCCCUUUCUGGUUUUUUACUGAUCCGGUUGGCGGAGUGCAAGUAAGAAGCAAGGAAUAAUAAGUGGUGGUGGGAUUGGGAGAAGGGCAGGUGUCGCUGGCAUCACAUUGCUUUAGCGGAAGACAGAGAGAUUUGAGUGCGAGAGAGAAAGGUGGUUACUUUCGCCUCCUCGACUGCGCGCUCAAAGAGGGAGAAGGAGCCGAGGGAUUCGACCAUGGUGCUCCAAUGAUCAUUGUUGCAGUCGCCUUGAUUUGAAUCAAGUAGCUUAGCUGCCUUUAUUAAGUUGAAGUAAACCCUGUUGCCGACGAAUGGAGGCGAGCGCGGGGCUGGUCGCUGGCUCUCACAACCGCAACGAGCUCGUCGUCAUCCGCCGUGAUGGGGAAUCGGGGCCAAGGCCGCUGCAACAGCUGAGUGGGCAGGUCUGCCAGAUCUGCGGCGACGACGUUGGCCUCAACGUCGGUGGUGAUCUCUUCGUCGCCUGCAACGAGUGCGCGUUCCCCAUUUGCAGGACUUGCUAUGAGUACGAACGCCGGGAGGGGAACCAAGUCUGCCCUCAGUGCAAAACAAGGUUCAAGCGGCUCAAAGGGUGCCCGCGUGUGCCUGGUGAUGAGGAAGAGGAUGAUGUUGAUGAUCUCGAACAUGAGUUUGACUGGGGAGAUGAUCAUGACUCAGAAUACUUGGCGGAGGCCAUGCUACACAGCCGCAUGAGCUACGGCCGACAUGGUGACAUAAACAACCCUCAUGUGGUUCGUCCUAUGCCACAAGUCCCUCUUCUCACCAAUGGAGAGAUGGUCGAUGACAUUCCUCCAGAGCAGCAUGCUCUUGUUCCUUCUUUCAUGGGUGGCGGAGGGAAAAGGAUUCAUCCUCUUCCCUUUCCCGAUCACAAUGUUCCAGUGCAACCUAGAUCCAUGGACCCUUCAAAGGAUCUUGCUGCUUAUGGAUAUGGGAGUGUGGCAUGGAAGGAGCGGAUGGAGAGCUGGAAGCAAAAGCAAGAGAAAUUUCAGAUGGCCAGGAGCAAUGGCGGUGAUAAAGGCUGGGAUAAUAAUAAUGAUGAAUCUGAUUUACCAUUAAUGGAUGAAGCUAGGCAACCAUUGUCAAGAAAGCUACCGAUCCCUUCUAGCAAAAUAAACCCAUACAGAAUGAUCAUCUUAAUUCGACUUGUAGUUGCUGGGUUUUUCUUCCAUUAUCGGAUUACCAACCCUGCGAAAGAUGCAUAUCCAUUGUGGCUUAUAUCAGUCAUCUGCGAAAUCUGGUUUGCCUUGUCUUGGAUUCUUGAUCAGUUUCCCAAGUGGCUUCCAAUAGAGAGGGAAACUUAUCUUGAUAGGUUGUCCUUGAGGUAUGAAAAAGAAGGGCAACCUUCUCAUUUGGCUCCAAUGGACAUAUUUGUGAGUACAGUUGAUCCAAUGAAGGAACCCCCUUUAAUCACUGCAAACACUGUUCUCUCGAUCCUUGCUGUGGACUAUCCAGUGGAAAAAGUAUCCUGCUAUGUCUCAGAUGAUGGUGCUGCUAUGCUGACAUUUGAAGCAUUGUCUGAAACAUCUGAGUUUGCAAAGAAAUGGGUUCCAUUUUGCAAGAAAUUCAAUAUAGAGCCACGUGCACCCGAGUGGUAUUUUCAGCAGAAGAUAGAUUAUUUGAAGGAUAAGGUUCAUCCUUCAUUUGUAAAGGAAAGAAGAGCAAUGAAGAGAGAAUACGAGGAAUUUAAGGUACGAAUAAAUGGCCUUGUUGCAAAAGCACAAAAGGUACCUGAAGAAGGGUGGACAAUGCAGGAUGGAACACUAUGGCCUGGAAAUAAUGUCCGCGAUCAUCCAGGCAUGAUUCAGGUCUUCUUGGGGCAAAGUGGUGGGCAUGAUGUCGAUGGGAAUGAACUUCCGCGCUUGGUUUAUGUCUCAAGAGAAAAGAGACCUGGUUUCAAUCAUCAUAAAAAGGCUGGAGCCAUGAAUGCUUUGGUCCGAGUCUCCGCCGUACUUACAAAUGCACCUUAUCUGCUGAAUGUCGAUUGUGAUCAUUACUUCAACAACAGCAAGGCAAUACGAGAAGCAAUGUGUUUUAUGAUGGAUCCACUUGUGGGAAAGAGAGUAUGCUAUGUGCAGUUUCCUCAGAGGUUCGAUGGUAUUGAUCGACAUGAUCGAUAUGCUAAUCGGAACAUUGUGUUUUUUGAUAUCAAUAUGAAAGGUUUGGAUGGGAUUCAAGGACCUAUUUAUGUCGGCACUGGAUGUGCUUUCAGAAGACAAGCGUUAUAUGGAACUGAUGCUCCGAAGAAAAAGAAGCCCCCAAAUAGGACUUGCAAUUGCUGGCCUAAAUGGUGCUGCUGUUUUUGCUGCUGCACUGGUAGCAGGAAGAAGUCAACAAAAAGUAAGCAGGAAAAGAAAAGGUCUGGUUCUAAAAGUAUUGAGAUUGCAGGACCAGCACAUACUCUCGAAGGCAUCGAAGAAGGUGCUAGAAGCAAUGAGAUUCAAAAACAAAAUAUGACAGUUGAGCAGAAGUUGGAAAAGAAAUUUGGGCAGUCUCCUGUUUUUGUUGCAUCUACUCUCCUAGAGAAUGGCGGAACGCUGAAAGGUGCUACUCCAUCUUCUUUGUUAAAGGAAGCUAUUCAUGUUAUCAGCUGUGGCUACGAAGACAAGACAGACUGGGGAAAAGAGAUUGGGUGGAUCUAUGGUUCUGUUACUGAAGAUAUAUUGACUGGUUUUAAGAUGCAUUGCCAUGGGUGGAGGUCUAUCUAUUGUGUGCCGUCAAGAACUGCAUUCAAAGGUUCAGCACCUCUUAAUCUUUCGGACCGUCUUCACCAGGUUCUUAGGUGGGCACUUGGUUCCGUCGAAAUUUUCUUGAGCAAGCACUGCCCUCUAUGGUAUGGAUACGGAGGCGGGCUUAAAUGGUUGGAAAGGAUGUCAUAUAUCAAUGCUACCAUCUACCCCUGGACAUCAAUUCCUCUUUUGGCAUAUUGUACCCUGCCUGCUGUUUGCUUGCUCACUGGAAAAUUUAUCACCCCAGAGCUCUCUAAUGUAGCAAGUCUUUGGUUCUUGUCACUUUUCAUUUGUAUCUUCGCGACGAGCAUCCUUGAAAUGAGAUGGAGUGGCGUUGCCAUUGAUGAUUGGUGGAGAAAUGAACAAUUUUGGGUUAUUGGAGGCGUUUCCGCGCAUCUGUUUGCUGUGUUUCAGGGACUUCUAAAGGUUCUCGCUGGUAUAGACACCAAUUUCACUGUGACUUCAAAGGCUGGUGAUGAUGAAGAAUUCUCCGAGUUAUACACGUUCAAGUGGACCACAUUGCUCAUCCCUCCCACAACAUUGCUCGUUGUGAACUUCAUCGGUGUCGUAGCUGGUGUCUCUAACGCGAUAAACAAUGGAUAUGAAUCCUGGGGGCCUUUGUUCGGGAAACUCUUUUUCUCCUUCUGGGUGAUCGUCCACCUCUAUCCUUUCCUCAAAGGUCUCGUUGGGCGCCAAAACAGGACACCAACAAUUGUUAUUGUCUGGUCCAUUCUCCUUGCAUCCAUCUUCUCAUUGCUCUGGGUACGAAUCGAUCCAUUCUUGCCAAAAUCAGAUGGUCCACUCCUGGAGGAAUGUGGAUUAGACUGCAACUGAGUAGGAGAGUCCCUAUCAGAAUGUUCUUGGAGUUCAGCUCUCUUGUCAGCAUUGUCUCACACAGGAUUUUACAUGACAUUCGCACCGAUGCACAACAGGUUUCAUACAGUAUGCUAGUGUCCCCCCCUCUGUUCUAUAUUCUAGCUCCAGACUCGUACCAUAGAAUCAGCAAGACUGCUUGUUUGUGCAAGAUCCGCAUGCAGCCGCAAGUUUAGCUCUUCAGAAUCAGUAAUCGGAUGAAUGGCAAGAGAUGGUUCAUCUUGUUCAAGCUUUGUUUCAGUCGUUCUGUACAUUGAUUCUUCUCAAUAAGAGCAUGCCUUUGUCGAUACACACGCGGUGAAGGGGGCUCAUCAGACAUUCUGUUGGUUGGUUUCCCCUCUGGGGGAUUAUUUAUAUCUAGAUAUGAAAAGAGAGAGUUUCACAGUAUGUAUUUUAUUUAGUUGCACAUCAUCAUCUGUAACUAUCUCAGAGAAGCUUGUGUAGCUGUAUGUUAAAAGCCUACACCCCAUGAACUAUAGCUGUGUUUGUGCUUCAGCCAUGUGUUUGAUCAUUUCCCAAACGUAUUUAAAGACUGAUAAUGAUUUGUAAUUUAAGAUA
Molecule: messenger RNA, 4539 nt
Organism: Zingiber officinale
Lineage: Eukaryota; Viridiplantae; Streptophyta; Magnoliopsida; Zingiberales; Zingiberaceae
Product: probable cellulose synthase A catalytic subunit 5 [UDP-forming]
Exons: 14
Coding region: 676-3942 (1088 amino acids)
Biological process (GO): plant-type primary cell wall biogenesis; cellulose biosynthetic process
Cellular component (GO): plasma membrane; trans-Golgi network
Molecular function (GO): cellulose synthase (UDP-forming) activity
Source: RefSeq, a predicted model, not a curated record